This is a messenger RNA of Chrysochloris asiatica (Cape golden mole), 1920 nucleotides long. Its product is annotated as zinc finger protein 234-like. The transcript is spliced from 5 exons. The coding region runs from base 1 to 1920 and encodes 639 amino acids. The record is from RefSeq and is a predicted model, not a curated record. Gene Ontology annotation, biological process: regulation of transcription by RNA polymerase II. Gene Ontology annotation, molecular function: RNA polymerase II cis-regulatory region sequence-specific DNA binding; DNA-binding transcription activator activity, RNA polymerase II-specific. Gene Ontology annotation, cellular component: nucleus. NCBI's taxonomy places the organism in Eukaryota, Metazoa, Chordata, Mammalia, Afrosoricida, Chrysochloridae.
AUGGCUCUGAAGGGAGGCAAGAUCCCAAUGCAUUUGAAGACUGUUACACAAACAGGAGGACCUGAGAAGGUUUUCAGCUCGCAUAUCUGGGAGCAAAUCGCAAGACUAUCGAUUGUUAUUCCCAAUGGAGAGAAAACUCACGAAUGUGAUGAGUGUACAAAAAUCUCCAAAUGUAUCUCCAGCUUUGAUCUUCUUCGGUGUGCACACUCAGGAGAGAAGUCUCACACGUGUAGUAAGUGUGGGAAAAGCUUCAUUAAUGUGUCAGGUCUUCCUGACUACCAGAGAAAUUACAUAGGAAAGAAGUACUAUAUGUGUGAUGAGUACGAUCAGGAAAUUCGCGACAGCUCACCUCUGCAAUGUCAUCUGAACGACCAUGCUGUAGAGAAAGUGCACAAAUGUGAGGAAUGUGGGAAACGCUUCAAGCAUAGAGCAACGCUCAAAGUUCAUUGCAAAGGCCACACAAGAGUGAAGCCUUUUCACUGUGAGGAGUGUGGGAAGGCCUUCGGUCAUAGAGCAGAUCUUCAGAUUCAUUAUAGAAUCCACACAGGAGACAAACUGUAUAAUUAUGGGAAGAAUUUCCGGGUCGCCUUACAGUUCCUGCCCCGUCAGAAAGCACACAUUGGAGAGAAACCAUUCAAAUGUGAGGACUGUGUGAAGUACUUCAGUAGUAGAUCAAAACUUCAAAUCCAUCGUAGAAUCCACACAGGAGAGAAAUCCUAUAGUUGUGAGGAGUGUGGAAAGGGUUUCAGGCAGGCUGCACAUUUAAUGACCCAUCAGCUUGUCCACAGCGGAGAAAAGCCCUUCGUGUGUGAGGAGUGUGGAAAGUACUUCCGCAGUAAACCAAUACUUCAGGUUCAUUACAGAAUCCACACAGGAGAGAAACCGUACAAAUGCGAGGCGUGUGGGAAGGGCUUUAGGCAGGCCUCACAUCUUUUUUCCCAUCAAAGAGUCCACAGUGGAGAAAAACCAUUCAAAUGUGAAGACUGUGGGAAGUACUUCAGUAGUAGAUCAAAUCUUCACACUCAUUAUAGAAUCCACACAGGAGAGAAACCCUAUAAUUGUGAGGAGUGUGGGAAAGGCUUCAGGGUUGCAUCACAACUUUCAGCCCAUCAGAGAGUCCACAGUGGAGAGAGGCCAUUUAAAUGUGAAGAGUGUGGGAAGUACUUUAGAACUCGAGGCUAUCUUCAAAUGCACUGCAGGCUCCACACAGGAGAGAGACCUUACAAUUGUGAGGAGUGUGGGAAAGGCUUCAAGCAAGCGGCACAUCUUUUGACCCAUCAGAGAGUUCACAGUGGAGAGAAACCCUUCAAAUGCAAAGAGUGUGGAAAAAGCUUCUGUCAGAUUUCUCACCUUCAGGCCCAUCAAAGAGUCCAUAAGGAAGAUAAGCCAUAUAAAUGCGGACAAUGUGGAAAGGCCUUCAAAUGGAGCUUGAAUCUUGACAUGCAUCAGAGGGUCCACACAGGAGAGAAACCUUAUAAGUGUGGGGAGUGUGGGAAAUACUUCAGUUACGCAUCAAGUCUUCAGCAUCAUGAACGUGUUCACACUGGAGAGAAACCGUACAGAUGUGGUGUGUGCAAUAAAGUCUUCACUCGUUCUUCACAGCUGUAUUCCCACCGGAGAGUCCAUACUGGAAAGAAACCUCAUAAGUGUGAGUAUUGUCUGAGUUCUCUGAGGUUAUCGCAGCACAUCAAAGCCAGAGGAGAUGGAGAGAAUGCCGGAAGAGAAAUACCAGCGUCCACCGCCGUCCUGAGGCGGCCUAGCGGGCUGCAGAAACAAGUUCUGAGGCAGUCCUGUGAAAUUCAGCCAAACCCUGGAGCUAGGGCGCGGCCAGAGUUCCGACAACUAGUCUACCUGCCACACUCUGACCUGCUGCGCAGUGUGUACUUGUAUCACCGGAUCCACAGUGGCAACAUCAGAUAA